AUGAGUGGUUUGGCUGGGAGCAUGGGCAGCAACGACGACCGUUUCUGGACGCAAGACAAUCCGUUUUCAGACACCUGGGAUCCCAAAUCCAGCGAUUUUGCUCUCGUACCAAGAUAG
Molecule: messenger RNA, 117 nt
Organism: Pyricularia pennisetigena
Lineage: Eukaryota; Fungi; Ascomycota; Sordariomycetes; Magnaporthales; Pyriculariaceae
Exons: 1
Coding region: 1-117 (38 amino acids)
Source: RefSeq, a predicted model, not a curated record